UGUGUGUGUGUGUGUGUGUGUGUGCAUGUGCAUGUCUAUUUCACUGCUUCACAUGUUGGAGUGUAAAAGAUGUCAUCGGAUCUGAAUCCAGUUGUUGAGUUAUUGCCUGAGUCAGGAACUGGAUUAAAGCAGUGGAUGUGUCUACAGGUGUGUGUGUGUGUGUGUGUGUGUGAUAGAAUGGACAAUGUAUUUCUGUUAAAAAUACUGUGCUGCUUUAGUUUCCUUCCUUGUAUAUGUGUAUAUGAAUACUGUGCAUGAGUGAGUGUGUGUGAAAAGGGUUUUUGUGUGGGUGUGAAAUUAGCUUUAUUAAUGUGUGUGUGUGUGUAUGUGUGUGUGUGUGCGUGUGAAUGUUCCUCCAGGGGCAUUUUGUGUGGGUUUGAUACUUGAGGUUAUGUUUGACUGAAAGACGUGAGUUAAUGUGUUUGUUUGUGUUCUCUGUCUCAAGCAGCAGCAUCGUUCCCCCCUACAGCCAUCUGUUUACGAUCUUUCAGUAAGUGUCAGGAGCCAAGCGCUCCCCCCUCUCAUCGUCUCCCUCUUUCAAGAGAUGAUCGGAGGAGCAAAAAAACAGUGAAAAGAGAAGCGAUGGAGCGAUGCUCCAUCUCUGGACUCACUGCUCUCUUGCGUCUCCUGCUGGUCGCUCUUCUUAUUUGCCCUCCUCCUUGCCACGCGGGCGACGACCCUGCCGACAUGCAGCUGUCCGCCACAGCCCAGGCCACGCCCACUCCACUCUGGGCAGUCGACUGGGGUCCCACGCAGCCGCUGGAGGACGAGACGCAUCACUUCCUUUCCAGUCAGGAAGCCGAUGGCGUGAAGCAGGCUACACCCGAGGUGUGGCCACGUCGCAAGAACGCCCAGUCCAACCAAACCCAACAGCAUCCUCUGUCCAUUGAAGCCAAGGACUCAGGAGAGGAGCCAGAACGAGAUGCAGAGGAGAGAGAGAUUGAAGAAGUGGAUCCUCAGUUUUACGUGACUGUAACUAUCUCAUCUCUCCUGAUUCUCUCUGCACUCAUCAUUUCGGCCAAACUCUGUUAUGACCGCAGCCUCUCUCAGCGCCCUCCUCCUCUCUCCCUCGCCAUCCCUCGUUCCCUGGCCCAAGAGGAUAGCAGGCACACACUUCAGAGCACCCCCUCGUUCCCUGACAGAGAAAGACUUCCUGUGGUCAAUCUUUGAAGAGCUGACUGUUCCAAGCUUGCUAAUCACAUCCUCUGGGCAUGGAAUGUGAGAAAAAAAAAGGGUAAAUAUGAGAACAAACAGAGAACAUGUGAAACUGCUCGAAGAUGGAUACAUGAAAGAGAAUAUGUG
Messenger RNA from Hemibagrus wyckioides, 1302 nucleotides. RefSeq names its product PILR alpha associated neural protein (gene pianp). Gene Ontology annotation, biological process: regulation of immune response. Gene Ontology annotation, cellular component: membrane. Lineage: Eukaryota; Metazoa; Chordata; Actinopteri; Siluriformes; Bagridae. Bases 583 to 1170 code for a protein of 195 amino acids. The transcript has 5 exons. The record is from RefSeq and is a predicted model, not a curated record.